Molecule: messenger RNA, 4855 nt
Organism: Argiope bruennichi
Lineage: Eukaryota; Metazoa; Arthropoda; Arachnida; Araneae; Araneidae
Exons: 2
Coding region: 140-4252 (1370 amino acids)
Source: RefSeq, a predicted model, not a curated record
GUCAGCUGUUCAAAUCGCUCCAGUUUCACGAGAUAGACAGAAUUCACCCGUUGUUGCUUUUUCGGUAUUUUCCCCUUUUAUUUCAUCAACAGAUGAGAAUGCGAAAAGUGUAAGAACUCUUUCUCAACGCUUAAAACUGAUGGCGCCAAUUUUGUAUGAUUUUAAGUUACUGAGAGACAUUUUUCCUGCAAUUCAGAUUUCGGACAGUUGGAAAAUAACCACUUUGAAAAGUGAUGACAUUAUUUGGAAUAUUGUUUUGGCAUACCUGCACUCUUUUUCUCUUUCGAAUAAGAAUGAAUUGACGCAACGGAUGAAAUGUCUCACCGGAUAUCAAAAGGUAAAUGAAAACAUUCAGCAUUCUAUAGAAAUAUGUAAUCCUUUUCUUCACUGUAGUGCAUGUUUCUGUGAUGAAGUAAUGUUUGAAUUGAUGAAUACAUUCAAAGAGAGAGUUGAGAAUUAUAUAAAAAAUAAUGAAAUACUGUCUCAAAUGCCGGAACAUUUUUUUAGAUAUCUAGAUGCCGCAUCAAACUUGUUGUCUUGCAAUAUUGUGCUUAUUUCUAAACAGUUUCAGAAUAAAAUUGAUAUUGUUAUCUUUCCUGGGCAAAUUUUACCGAAUCCGCAAAUAAUUUUUUCAAAACAUAUUUCAAUUCUUUGUGAAUUUAGAUUAUCGAAUAAUGAUGGAAUUUCCAAAGAAAUGUUUUCUUUUUAUAUACCGAAAGAAAUUGGAAUACAAAAACAGAGACAGGCCUUAGUAGAAAUCUUAAGAAGGACGAGAUUGAUGGAUAGUAAAGAAAAGAUGAUUCAAAAAAUCAGUCGCUUGCCGGACAUUACUGAAAACUUCCUUAUAUCACUAAUUAAAAAUGGUUUCCAACAAGUUAUACCUGUUAUUUGCAAGUCACCUUACUUGCUUUCGAAACUGGUUGAUGCAGGAUUUGAAACAGAUCCCAGAGCAAAAGAUAACUCGGGUAAAUCAGCUCUCUUCCAUGCCUUGAAAACUGAAGACUCGCAUCUCGUGUCUCUUCUGUACGAUCACGCCGCCAAUGCAUGCCUACAGACGGAUGCUUCAGUGCGGUCUCCCGAUCCUGUGAUUGUCGAAAAUCUUCUCUGUCUGAAGGAUUAUUUAAAAUUGCUGGAGAAAGAUCUAGAGUCCGAUGAAAUAAGCGAAAAAUCUUGGUGUUUAUUGCGAGAUUUAUGCAAAUUUAAUGAAUUUCAACUAGAAAUGUGCAAAAAUAUUAACAAUAUUCGACUCACAAUAAAUUAUUAUGACCAAAUAAAAGAAUUUGAUGUUAUUCAAAGAAAAGAGGUAAUACUGGCAAUUCUAACAACUUAUCAAAGUUAUUUUGAUUAUACCAAUGGAAAUUCAUCAAUGUCUAUAAAUAUGGAUGAUAACAUUUCUCGUUUCAAAGAAUUCCUUAAGCACAAAGAUUAUUUUGAUAAGUUGGAUUUUAGCUCAUCUCUGAUGCUCUUUGAUAAUCUAUUCCUUUUGAAGGAGAGAUUGGAGCUCCCAAAUAAUGCGUAUUUAGAUGUAGAAUCAAAAUUUUUUCUAUUUCUUUUUCUUAGAAAGUAUUUAGAACAAUACGAAAAUGAGAAGCACUUUUAUUUCGUUUCUCGAUGGAUAACAUUCCAAGAAAGAUCGUCAUUACAAAGACAGAUGAGCAAUUUUAAAGAAAUUCUUGACAGAACAGAAUUAUCUGAAGAUAAUAUUGUAGCCACAAUACCAGAGGCAGCCGUUCGGACUUUAAUAAAUUUACCUGAAAUUUAUGGUCAAUUUCUUAUUUUUAGAUUGCAACACUAUUUGAAUGCAGCAACUGAAGUGAUUGUCAAAGACUUGAAGUCGAUUCUAGUCAUUGAAAGAUGUCUUCAAGUUCUGGGAGAAUGUUUCAAAGAAAGCGAUUUCAACUCUGUUAAAAAAAUUCUAAUUUUGAGUUUACCAAGUGAUUUCAUUAGAUAUUUAAAACAAAUUCGGAAUCUUUUAGCUCAUUUAAAACUUCAUGAACUGCCAUACAGAAAUGUUCUCCAACAGGAUACGGAAUUAUUUAUAGGAAUAAAAAAUGAUCUAACCGAGCUCAAAAAACUUCUGCAACCAAUAUAUUCAAUUCAUAAAUAUCAGCUGGACUCAUUUUUAUUAUUACAUUCAACAAAAUCUGUUUGCAAAGCUCGAAGGAGAAGUGUUUCAGAAGUAUCUGAAGAUCAAUUGAAAGCUAUUUUGCUCUCUCCUGAAGAAUUUGCAGAGAAUAAAUUAUCCCUGUCUUCAAACAGCCAUCAAAUCCUGUGGAAACGCAACUUCGACGAUAUGCAAGCUUCUCUCAAAGCUAAAAUUGAUGAUAUAAAUAACAAAGGAAACAUUCUUAACAAAAGUGUGGUCAGUCUUUAUAAAUACAUUAUUCAAAAUAUGAUCUCCGCGGUUAAAGAUGUUUUAGGAAAUUCUAAGGGUGAUGAUGUUGAGAAAGUUAUAGAAGAAACAGAGAGUCAUUUUUGGUGUCUUGAAAACAUUUUAAGAUAUGUAACUAAAGAUAGGAAAUUGGCUGAAUAUCGCAGAUCUUUGUUACUAUUGUUUAAAGAAAGAAAUUUUCUGUAUGUGAAUCUUAAAGAAAAAGUUCGCCAUUUUUCCAAUGCAGGCAACCUAACUAAUUCGAUCACUCUUUCUGAAGAAAAUGCAACAGCUGAAAAAUGCUCGUCGUUAGAGCCUAAAGAUAUGUGUGACAGUAGCCAACAGACAGUGAAUCCUAUUGAAACAUUUGUUAAAUUUGGCAUAUUUUUCAACGUAGAACCAGAUACCUCUACAGUUUUUAAUGAAAAUUUAAGUGGAUAUCUGCCUGAAGACUUUGAAUGUUCUGAAAACAGUCAAUUAAAACUUGAAAUCAACAAAAGAAAAGAUAAAAAUUCUGCUUCAGAAACUGUAUGCCAAGGCGGCAUCUUACAAGGAACUAUUAGAGCAAAACGAAUUGUGGAAGUUGAAAGUCCUCAAAAAGAAACAUUACCUGAAGAGAACGAUGUAAAUUUUCCCCAAGUGUUCAGUGUAGCAUCUGAUGACGAUUGGCUACUACCUAAGGUUUUGAAUAUUGACCUUUACUAUCCAGCUAACGGCGAGGCAGAAAGUCCUGCAGAAAUAAAGGAAUCUGAAAGAAACCGAAGUGAGAGCUCCAAAUUUAACAUUUUUAUAGAUAAUAUUUCAAAAAUUCUAGAGGAAUAUGAAAAACUGGCAGAUACCUGUUUUCAGAAGAUUCCAGGAAGGAAAAAUGUCGAUUUCCAUUUUAAAAAUAUUGAAAAGUAUUGUUUGACACUCAAAGGAUGGACAUUUUUAAAUAAAAAAGAAAAAGAAUCUAUUGUGCAGAGUGUUCCAAAACAAUUCCGAAAUAUAUCUGAACUCAAACGAAAGGUAAAAGCUUUAUUAAAACGAGAAACUAACUUUACGGAAGAAAUAGAAGUGGAACUCAACAAGCUAAAUUUGAAAAACAAAGAAAUUAAAGAAAUAGCUGAAAAUAUUAAACUUCGUCUAAUUGAUGAUGCUGAACAAAUUGUUGAUUCAGCUCAUGAUUAUUUCUUGGAUCUAAAAUCACAGAUGGAGGCAAAGCAAAUAGAUAAAAGAGAAUAUGUGUUGCUGUGUGAGAAGCUGGAAUUACCUGAUGAUGCCAAGAAUAUACUUUUAAAGUUAGUGCAGAAACAAAAUAAAAAAAUUCCAGGCAGCGAAUUUGAAUUCAUUCGGAAUCGCAUAAAAAUGCUUAAAAAUAUUCUAAUCGAUGAAGACAGUGCCAUACGGCAGUUGUGGGAAAGAGCUACUACUCCACGUAGACAAAUGCACGUGAAAGAAAAAAUCGUUCAGUUGUAUUUGAAAGAUGCUGAAAUUCAAGCAUCAGUUGAAACUUUGCUUUUUGAUUGUAUGACCAUUUUAAAUUCGAAAGAACUGAAGAAACUUUGGAAGAAAACUACAAAUUUGUUCAACGGCAUAAAUCUGAGAAACGUUUUAGCCCAUGGCCACCCACUCUUAGAAUCGUUAGGAAGGUUGCUUGAUCCAUAUGACUUGCCAUCUGAGUUAGUGGAGAAGAUGCUGAAACUGAUAUCAGACGAAUGCGUCAUAGAUUGUAUGCAACAGAUUUUAGAACAAUCAGGAAGUGACCUUUCCGGUUUUAUGCAAAUAAUGAAUGAUGAAGAUGAUGAACAGUUCAAGAAUUUAAGAGAGGAGAUAUCGGAAUGUGACCGCUGGAAAGAUUACGCUAUGCUGAUACCUAUUCGCAGAGGGAGACAUCUAUAGGCAUUUGGCAUCUCACAAUUCGUUGACCAUGGUGACCUGGUGUUAAGGCCUCGGCUUCGAAACUGGAGGGUUUCAGGUUCGAAAGCCGAUUCCAACGAAUAACCACCGUGUAAGCUUUACUGGUGAAUGUUAUAUUCGUCAGGACCGAACGUUCUUCAGCUGGUGUGAUGUGGAAGUUUGGAGAGGAGGUGCCAGCCCAAGUUUCAUCCUCGUCAUCUGAUUGUGGCUAAAAAUUACGAGGUCUGUCCGAAAAUAGACCUAACGUUGCUUUAAAAUGGGAUGUUAAUAUAACUAAACUGAAGUAAACUUUCAUCAUCAUAUCUCAAGUCUUAUGAGAUGAAAAGUAGAAAUGCCAGAGAAGGCUAAAAUUAUCUCUGUAUCUCCUUUGCUGCUGAAGACAGCAAUAUGACUACUAUCUGCUUCCAGGAUACUUCCAUGCUCGGCUGUAAAUAAAAUAAAAAGAACUUGCCUUUGCUUUCUGGCUUGGCGACAGGGUCAUUUUAAUGUUAUUAUUAGAAUGGAACAACUAAAAAUUAUUUGGAUGCAUUUAUACGAUACGAAUUCAUUUGUAAAAUACACAUUUUGUACAUUUCUGCAAAAACA